Molecule: messenger RNA, 1032 nt
Organism: Fusarium proliferatum ET1
Lineage: Eukaryota; Fungi; Ascomycota; Sordariomycetes; Hypocreales; Nectriaceae
Exons: 2
Coding region: 1-1032 (343 amino acids)
Molecular function (GO): hydrolase activity
Source: RefSeq, a predicted model, not a curated record
AUGACAACUGAGCAGAGUCGUGUUAGUAUACCUACUGUAACAGAUGGCCAAGAAUGGCCCUUUCCCUAUCGAAUCUACCUCAACUGCGUCACCUGGACUCUGCGCAAACUUGUAUCAUUUCUGACCGGUCCAAAUGAAGGUCAUGAUCGGGAAGUCAAAAUCAGCACCCCAGGUUUGGGAGCGGGCUAUGUUAUCUGCAAUGUAUGGCUACCCAGCCCUACAGACGAUGUUCAAUUCAAGUAUCCACUGGUGUUGGUUCUAGAAGGCGGUGGUUUUGUAUUGGGACAUCCAAAGGAUGGGCGGUUAAAUAACCGUCGAAUUGUUGAACAGACUGGAGCAAUUGUCAUGUCGGUUAACUACGCCAAAGCGCCUCGAUACCCUUAUCCCCAUGCUUUACUACAAGCUUAUGAAUCGCUACGUUGGGCCAUGACAUCCCCAGCUGCCCGUGAAGGCAUCUGUGUUGAUCCGCGCCGCGUUGCGAUCGGAAGAAAUUCUGCCGGCGGUAAUCUGACAGCAGCGUUAUCGCUAUUACUAUCCUUUCGAGGUGGUCCUUGUUCCAUCUUUAGGGAACAUCUACCACUGGACUUCAAACAGGUCUUCCAUUUCAUGCUGUAUCCCAGCCUUGAGCUUCGCUUGCCGUACAAUCUAAGACUCGCCGGGUCUACAAGCGAUGCCCAGAAUCACAGCCUACCCGCUUGGAUGGCCAGAGCAAUGGAGCAGUCAUAUCUGCCGCCGAGAGUCUGCAAAGACGACAUCUUUGUAUCUCCCGUCGCUGCUGGUGUAGACCUGCUCCGUGAGCUGGAUAUUGCACCUGCUGUACUGUUCACCGGUAGCCUCGAUUGCCUCAAAGAGGAGGGUUUCUGUUAUGCGCAAAAUCUUGCGAAAAGCGGCAAGGAAAUCACUUUCCAUGAAUUUGAAGACGGUACUCACGGGUUCUCAGUUAAACCGCAGGAUGGGAACAUGGAGGCACAGAUCAUCUACAAGGAGUGUUGGACUAGAAUAUGCCAUUCCCUUAAAGAGAUGUUCUCAUAG